Messenger RNA from Nicotiana tabacum (common tobacco), 814 nucleotides. RefSeq names its product transcription elongation factor 1 homolog. Gene Ontology annotation, molecular function: RNA polymerase II complex binding. The record is from RefSeq and is a predicted model, not a curated record. Lineage: Eukaryota; Viridiplantae; Streptophyta; Magnoliopsida; Solanales; Solanaceae. Gene Ontology annotation, biological process: transcription elongation by RNA polymerase II. Gene Ontology annotation, cellular component: transcription elongation factor complex.
AUGUUUGUGAUAAAAGGCCUUUGAUGCCAUAAAUUGAUGACUGCUUUUUAGCUUCUUUGAGGUCAAGGGUUUCGAGUCGACAGCGAUCAGAAAAAGGCGAUUUUUAUAUCAGCUGUUCAAUCGAUUUCAGUAACUUGAGCUAUGGGAAAGAGGAAGUCAAAGUCAAAGCCACCUCCAAAGAAGAGGAUGGACAAACUUGAUACUGUUUUCAGCUGUCCUUUCUGUAGUCAUGGCACCAGCGUGGAAUGUCGCAUUGAUAUGAAAAACUUGAUUGGCGAGGCGAAUUGCAGGAUCUGCCAAGAGAGCUUCAGCACCACAGUCACUGCACUAACAGAGCCUAUUGAUAUAUACAGUGAAUGGAUUGACGAGUGUGAACGAGUCAACAACUACGAAGAAGAUGAUGUUUCCUACAAGUUAGAUCCUAAUGAAUGAUCUGCUUCAAGAAUGUGCAGACUGUUGAGUAGCCAGAAAUGACUCAAAGCUGCCUUAAGCUAUGACUUCAGUUCUAGCAAUUAUUCCGUCGCACUGCCUAAGAAGAACCUAAACUUAUCCAGGCCUCUGGAGUUCAAUAAGUAGCUUCAUUUAAGAGGCUUUCUAUGUCCAAAUAGUUUGAAACAGAGUCAGUUGCUAUCUUGUUUAUGUUUUGCUCCUGCAAUUAUGGGAACCUAAUGUCAAGUAGGUGGUUUAUUCCUCCUAUUACAUGAUGCCUAGGUACAUGUUAAGCCCUUCAUUACCCUUAGUAAGGGAUGUAAAUGGAUACCGCUUCUGAAAUGUUCCUUAUAUAUGUGAAUAAAUAAUCUUUUUAAAGAAACAA